Messenger RNA from Populus nigra (black poplar), 2409 nucleotides. RefSeq names its product chaperonin 60 subunit alpha 2, chloroplastic-like. The record is from RefSeq and is a predicted model, not a curated record. Gene Ontology annotation, biological process: protein refolding. Bases 128 to 1885 code for a protein of 585 amino acids. Gene Ontology annotation, molecular function: ATP-dependent protein folding chaperone; ATP binding. Lineage: Eukaryota; Viridiplantae; Streptophyta; Magnoliopsida; Malpighiales; Salicaceae. The transcript has 9 exons.
UGAAGGGUCGCCGUGACAUGUCUCCUAAAUCCACAUGUCCGAACAGAGCCGGUCGGCCCGAUGCGCUCUAAAGCCCCUCUAAAUUCUCAAAGCCAACACCGUGCCCAAUCAACAAACGAGCAGAAAAAUGUCCUUCUCCUUCUCUAUCUCCGAACCUCUUGCCUUCCCUCAACAACCCCUAUUCUCUAGUCUUCGUGGGAACAAAAGGGCAAGUGGGAUAUGGAGAAACCAUCAAGUAGUGAAUAAAUUAGUGGUAAGAGCAGGUCCAAAGAAGAUAUCUUUUGGUAAAGAUUGUAGAGAAGCCUUGCAGGCAGGAAUUGAUAAGCUUGCUGAUGCUGUUUCUCUCACUUUAGGACCUAAAGGGCGUAAUGUUGUUCUUUCGGAUUCAAAGACGCUAAAAGUAGUAAAUGAUGGUGUUACAAUAGCUCGUGCUAUAGAGCUUCCGGAUUCAAUGGAGAAUAUUGGAGCAAUUUUAAUCCAAGAGGUUGCUAGUAAAAUGAAUGAUAUGGCUGGAGAUGGCACUACUACUGCUAUUAUUUUGGCUCGUGAAAUGAUCAAAACAGGGAUGUUGGCAGUCAGUUUUGGGGCUAACCCUGUUUUUGUAAAGAAAGGAAUGGAUAUGGCUGUCAAAGAGUUGGUCAAAGUGUUGAAGAAGAAUAGUUUUUCAGUAAAAGGGAAGGAUGAUAUAAAAGCGGUCGCUUCAAUUUCUGCUGGAAAUGAUGAAUUUGUUGGGAACCUAAUUGCUGAAACUAUAGAGAAGAUUGGCUCUGAUGGAGUAAUCUCUCUUGAAUCAUCUUCAACCUCUGAUACAUAUGUGAUAAUAGAAGAAGGAAUGAAGUUUGACAAGGGUUAUAUGUCACCCCAAUUCAUCACAAACCAGGAAAAAUCUUUGGUGGAGUUUGACAAGGCCAAAGUCCUUGUAACGGAUCAGAAGAUUGCAAAUGUCCAAGAAAUAGUUCCUGUGUUGGAGAAGACUACCCAGCUCAGUGUCCCAUUGUUAAUCAUUGCUGAGGAUAUCUCAAAGCUGGUUUUAGAAACACUAGUGGUGAACAAAAUGAAAGGUUUGCUCAAUGUUGCUGUUGUCAAAUGCCCUGGAUUUGGAGAUCGAAAGAAAGCAUUGUUGCAAGACAUUGCUCUUAUGACAGGUGCUGAUUUUCUCUCUGGUGAUUUUGGGCUGACACUUGGAAGUGUAACCUCGGAUCAACUUGGCAUUGCACGAAAAGUUACCAUAACAAGUAAUUCAACAACCAUAGUUGCUGACUCAGCUACCAAAGCUGAAAUUCAGGCAAGAAUUCUUCAGAUAAAAAAGGACCUCGCUGAAACAGAUAAUGCUGCCCUUUCAAGAAAGCUCUCAGAGAGAAUUGCUAAAUUAUCUGGUGGUGUGGCUGUAAUCAAGGUAGGAGCACACACGGAGACAGAACUUGAAGAUAGGAAACUCAGAAUUGAAGAUGCAAAGAAUGCUACAUUUGCUGCCAUGGAUGAAGGGAUAGUACCUGGUGGUGGUGCAACAUAUGUACAUCUCUCGGAGCAGAUCUCCUCAAUAAAAAAUUCCAUGAAAGAUGAAAAUGAGAAGAUUGGUGCUGAUAUUGUUGGAAAGGCACUUCUUGCACCUGCAAAAACAAUUGCAACUAAUGCAGGGGUUGAUGGAGCAGUUGUGGUGGAGAAUAUUCGAUCUUGUGACUGGAGAACUGGUUACAAUGCAAUGACUGGUAGAUAUGAAGAUCUUCUCAAUGCAGGGGUGGUAGAUCCUUGUAGGGUUUCUAGAUGUGCACUUCAAAGUGCUGUCUCAAUUGCUGGGAUAGUUCUAACAACUCAAGCUGUGCUGGUUGAAAAAAUAAAGAAGCCCAAGCCCGCUGUCCCUUAUGUUCCUGGAAUUACACCUUGAGAAAAAUGGAAAAGAGCUGUUAAAAUUGUAGAAAGAAGCUGAAUAAAUUUUAUUGCUAUGAUGGCUCACAUCAACAGUUUUGAGUUGGCUGGUCAGAAUGAAACUUGAAGGUGAAGCAAGUCUCUUCAACAAGCCUUUACAACUUCUGGGAUCCCCAGGUGGAUAAUGCUUGAGACCACGAAAGCAUCAAAUGCCAUAACGAAAGACUUUGCAUUUGUCUGGAAAUGCUUGGUUCUCCCUGCUGAUACAUCGACGACUAUUCCCCUAAAUUUUGUGUUUGGUCUCUGUUAUAUUUGAUUUUCCGGCUGGUUUCCUGUCAAGAAACUCACUACUAUUCAAGUAACUCAGCAAGUAGCCAUAAAGGAAGAGUAAUCCCCAUAACCAGAUGCCCUCUUUAAAAUCUUCAAUUGAAGUUAGUCACUGACACAAUUUAAGCAGAAAAUCACCUUUAUUUUAUCAAUUAUAUUUUCCCUUGACUGCUAUAUGAUUCAUCUGUCAAUUUUAUUUGAACGAGGUUUUGGUCC